AAUUGCAAAGGUCUAUAUUUUCGCGAGCCUUGGAGAGCGAACAUGAGACUUAUUCCACCCUACUUACCCUGUCCCGGCUGACCCCUUCGUGAGACACGGCCCUCCAUCAAUCCGCUGCUUCUUAUUGGGCAAGCGACUCUCACUGACUAGCGUUCACGAUCGACUAGAUUUGAAUUUCAGGAGUAGAAAAGACAAACACUGGACACACAUAACGUGAGUGUUGUAGUGCGUUGAUGCCCGAGUUGUAUUUCACCUUCUAGUCUUCCUAUUAGGAACUAUAUUUGACGACCAAUAUGUCAUCCAUUUCCGCCGUGGCACGGAUUGCAUACCUCGCCUCUGACGUUCUAGUCAACUCACAACCACCUCGCCCCUCGUCUUCCACAUUUACGACCACUUUUGAAGCUGUAUCAUGGCAUAAUGUACAUAAGCCCACACUGAUCUCUCUUCCGUCCGGCGCCGACGCAGGAUCUGUUCUGCUCCGACACCGAAAUGCUUCCCUCAUCUCCUACACAACCGCUGCUCACUCACAAGUGUUAAAUCGACUUCUCCCUCACCUAUCCGAGCUAUCGGCCCUACCAUUAGUUCUGCACAUCGCAGUGGAAGAUGACCUUUCCGAUGCAUUCACACUACGAUCGACACUUCCGUUCGUUCUCUAUUCACGGACGGCUGAACAGGCUCACGACCAUGCAUUAUUGGCCUCUCGCUUAGCUCGGGACGAGAAGAAAGCUGUCUUGCACUUGUUCAAUGCCGCUUCAGAAGAUGCACUGCGAGAAGUAGAUGCAGAUAAGGUCCAGCCUUUUCUUCUAACCGAUAGGAAGUCUAGGUCUCAAAACGGGUACACAAACGGUGCGAAUGGAGUCAACAAGACCGAUGGCGCGAUUGGAGUCAACGGGGACUCGGCUGAGACUGAGUCCUCCACUCAGUCCGCUCUAUAUAAGGCUUAUGAAACUGCGGCUCUCACCACCGUAGCCUUCCUUCGUCGCCCGAUUCGUACAUACACACGGUAUGGUCCAUUCGACACCCCGACCGUUAUAUUGACCGUCGGCUCUGCGCAUUUCGACUUCGAAGUUGAAGGCGUUUCUUUCAUCGAGCUCUCUCUUCUGAACCCUAUCGUUCCUCAACAAAUCCUCAACGCCAUUCCCCCAUCUGCGACCCGUGUUAUUGUACUUGAACAACUUUCACGGUGGCAAACAAAGUGGACACCCAUUUACCUGGACGUUCUGAGUAUCGUUCAGAACAGCGAAGGCGAUGUUCGGCCUAUCGUGCAAAGUGGCGUCUAUGGUGACGUCAAUUCAGUGCAAGUGGUCGACAUCUUGAAAUUGCUCCAACAGGCCGCUUCAUCAUCACUUUCAACCCGAUUACACCUUGGGUACGAUGCUGAUGCUUCAGGCGUCAUCUCCUCGCCUGCACACGUCCCGAAGCAUGAAUUCGCGUAUCUGAAACUGCUCAACCAACUGUUCGGCGAACAUCUCGAGAUAGCCAACUCACCUGACCUCGUUCAGACCCAAGGUGAACUGGCAACGUCCCCCGAGUUUGCUCUAGGUCGAAUUCGCGGUGAACUAGACGCUCGUGCGCAACUCCUGUCCGCAGUUCAAGACUUGCUCCGAGACGAGAAAGUUUCGCCAGAACUUCACACUCUUCUCACACAGUGGGUUCAUGACAAGGAUGACGCUGCCAAGAGUCAACAACUCAGCGACCAAAUCGUGCAGUUGCUCGAAGGAGGUGAAAGCGCACGUCCCGCUGGUCAGCGAGUUUACCAACUUCGUUCUCACCUUCCCGCACGUUCACGAUGGAUCAUCGGGUCCGACGCAUGGUCUUACGACUUGGGAGCAUCAGGUCUACACCACGCUAUCGCAUCCAAACUGAACGUGAACAUUCUCAUCCUUGAUACAACUCCUUACACUGCUCGCAACGCCUCAGAUCCCAACCGUCGCAAACAAGAUGUUGGCCUGUAUGCUAUGAAUCACGGUGAUGUCUACGUCGCCAGCGUUGCAGUAUACUCUUCGUAUUCGCAAGUUCUGCAAGCCUUAGCGGAAGCAGACAAAUUCAACGGUCCUAGUGUAGUCGUGGCCUAUCUUCCGUACAAAUCUGAGGACGCACCUGCUUUGGACGUAUUGAAAGAGACCAAAAUGGCUGUCGAUGCUGGAUACUGGCCACUUUACCGGUGGAACCCGAGUAAAGAGCAGGAGGGAAAGGAGCCGUUCAUUCUGGAUUCCGACGCAAUCAAGAACGACCUUCAACGGUUCCUUGACCGUCAAAGCCACUUGUCACAACUCGUUCGCUCGCAACCUCAACUGGCAACAGAGUUGGUCAGUAACUUGGGUGACACGCUCAAGCAGGCGAGGAAGCAGAAGGCUCAACAGUCUUACGCUGAACUUCUUACCGCCAUCGACGCGCCACCUUUACUGGUUUUGUAUGCAUCUGAUGGAGGCAAGGCGGAGAAGGUUGCGAAGCGUCUGGCGACCAGAGGCAAACUUAGAGGUCUGUCAACCAACGUCUCGUCCAUGGAUUCCAUAUCGUUGGACGACCUCCAGAAGGAAGAAUUUGUUGCUUUCGUCACAUCAGUCGCUGGCCAAGGAGAGUUCCCGCAAAACGGACGAACAUUGUGGAAGGCUUUGAGUGCCGCAGCAGCUCGCGGUGAACGCCCUCUCAACUACGUUCGAUUCUCCGUCUUUGGGAUGGGUGAUAGCCACUACUGGCCUCGCCCGGAGGAUGCGCACUACUACAACAAGGCGGGGAAGGAUCUCAACGCCCGUCUGGAAAAAUUGGGCGCACAGCGUGUGGUUGAGUUGGGCCUCGGCGACGACCAAGAUGCUGAUGGUCCGGAGACGGGUUACAAGCUUUGGGAACCUCAGCUCUGGAAGGUUCUCGGAGUAGACGCUGUAGAGUUACACGAAGCUGAACCCGAGCCGAUCACGAACGAACACAUCAAGGUUGCUUCACAAUACCUCCGGGGUACAAUUGUUGAAGGACUUGAGGAUCAAUCAACUGGCGCAUUGGCUCCUAGCGACACCCAAUUGACCAAGUUCCACGGUAUUUACCAGCAGGAUGAUCGUGAUAUUCGGGAUGAACGGCAGGCGCAGGGUGUUGAGCCUGCCUUUUCGUUCAUGAUACGUGUGCGUAUGCCUGGCGGGGUGUGCUCGCCGAAGCAGUGGCUGCAGAUGGAUCAGAUCGCGGACGAGCAUGGUUGUGGGACGUUCAAGAUCACUACGCGACAGACGUUCCAGUUUCAUGGUGUCAUCAAGCGUCAUCUCAAGACUGCUAUUCAGGAUAUCAACAGGGCAUUGUUGGAUACAUUGGCUGCAUGUGGUGACGUGAACCGCAAUGUUACUGUGUCAGCGAUCCCUUCGCUUUCGAAACUGCACGCGCAGGUGUACAAGUUUGCCGGCGACGUCAGUACCCAUCUUCUGCCACGUACUACGGCAUACCACGAAAUUUGGCUAGACAAGAAGCUAGUCGCUGGUGAAGCGCUGAAGGACGUCGAACCCUUGUAUGGCGAGUUUUAUUUGCCCCGAAAAUUCAAAAUCGCUGUCGCGGUACCGCCACACAACGACGUAGAUCUCUUCGCGAAUGAUCUCGGUUUCAUCGCCAUUGUGGACGAGAAGGGUCAGCUUGCUGGAUUCAAUGUAACCGCAGGUGGUGGCAUGGGUGUGACCCAUGGUAACAAAAAGACGUACCCGCGAUUGGGUGACGUCCUCGGCUUCUGCACAGUUGAGCAGGGUAAAAUGAUAGCCGAGAAGAUUAUGUUGGUUCAAAGAGACAACGGCAACCGUGCCGACCGGAAGAAUGCCAGACUGAAGUACACCAUCGACCGGAUGGGUCUGGAGAACUUCAAAGCGGAAGUUGAGAAGCUUCUGGGAUACAAGUUGCAACCAGCACGACCAUUCACUUUCGACCGGAACGUGGACGACUUCGGCUGGACAACGGGUGAAGACGGUAAACAUCACUUCACCUGCUUCAUUGAGAACGGCCGUAUCCAGGAUGAGUCCGGGAAACAUUUUAAAACAUGUCUCCGAGAGAUUGCGAAGAUUCACAAGGGCUCGUUCCGAAUGACCACGAACCAACAUUUGGUCAUCACCGAUAUUCCCACGGAAAACCUUGAGGAGAUCAAGCAGCUGCUUGUUGAGUAUAAGUUGGACAAUCUUUCGCAAACUGGGCUUCGUUUGUCGUCUUCGGCAUGCGUUGCGUUCCCGACAUGCGGUCUCGCAAUGGCUGAAUCAGAACGUUACCUUCCAAUCCUCAUUGACAAGGUCGAGAAGAUAUGUGAGAAGAACGGGCUCCGUAACGACUCCAUCGUCAUGCGUAUGACUGGUUGUCCCAACGGCUGCGCCAGGCCCUACAUUGCUGAGGUUGCAUUCGUCGGUAAAGCCCUCGGAACGUAUUCCAUGCUUCUUGGUGGAGGCUACUACGGCCAAAGGCUGAAUAAAAUAUACAGAGACACUGUCUCGGAGCCGGAGAUUUUGGCUAUCCUGGAACCCAUGAUCAAGCAUUAUGCUCUCGAACGGUUAGACGGAGAACACUUCGGUGACUUCGUCAUCCGUGCUGGAUAUAUUGCACCAACGACUUCAGGUGCUGCAUGGUGGGAUCGGGCAGGAGGGGAAGGUAUUCAUCGGGAAGCUACAGCAUAACACCUUGACAUUGCUCAACGCAUCUGUAUCAUACUUCAUCUUACUUUGUUUCUAAUGCGCGCCUCAUCCGGAUUCCAAGUCAACGUCUUGUUGUGCCGCAAGUGUUCGCCGAAAUUGUUGAGAAGAAAUGUGUAAACCCAAAAGGUAAUAAUUACAAACGACU
This is a messenger RNA of Somion occarium, 4791 nucleotides long. Lineage: Eukaryota; Fungi; Basidiomycota; Agaricomycetes; Polyporales; Cerrenaceae. The record is from the annotation of a GenBank genome assembly.